This is a messenger RNA of Labrus bergylta (ballan wrasse), 7748 nucleotides long. The record is from RefSeq and is a predicted model, not a curated record. Lineage: Eukaryota; Metazoa; Chordata; Actinopteri; Labriformes; Labridae.
GCUGAGUGGAAACAUCAUGUGUCUGUGGGACGCCAGGAGGAACAGCCCUGUUUCUCCACACUGAGGCCAGAUUUAAGGACGGACUGAGGGAGAAAAGAAGCUGGAAUGACCUUGGAUUAGGAGUAAAUUAUCAAGGGGAGAAUAGAACUAAAGGCGCAGAAGCUUGAGCAUUUUUAAGGAUCUGUAUGGUAAUUAAAUCUCACCACCUCAAACCUUGUUAUUCCAUUGUAACCAAGGGGAACACCCGUGUUUCUCCACUCUUGGAUUUGAAGAUUGUUCUUGCAUUUGGAGUAGACUAUCUAGCAGAAACAAGGAACCAAUACACAAAGUACCCAGUUCAUUUGGAAGGAUAUAUUCUGGGAUUUUAUCCCAAAUCAAACCUGGAUAUGCAAUGCUGGCCCAGAAGAACGGGCUCCCUCCGGGCUGUAAACCGGUCCCUCUGAAGGAUCGACCGGACUUGCGGGAUGUGGACGUGACCGCAGAAGGGUGUUGCUCCCUCUCUCCCUCCCCAUCAUCAGGAGGUUGUCCCUGGGCUCGGCUGGCUGGCGUGGACGGCUGCCUGUCGGAGCCGUACUGUCUUUGGUUCCAGCUUUUAGCCCGAGCUUACUGGGGAGAGGUGGAACUGGGGCUGACAAGUCCCAACCGUAGCGUGUCCUGGGCUCGGCUCAGGGAAGCUUCCAGGAGGAAUUGUGUCCGAUCCAGGGCCAAGCAGAAGGAUGGGUUGGAUCAGAGUGAGGCAUCAGCUCUGGCCUCUCCUGGGGCUGAGGAGGAGCCUUUCUCCUGGCCGGGGCCGAAGACGCUUCACUUGCGCCGGACCUCACAAGGCUUCGGAUUCACACUGCGACACUUUAUCGUCUACCCGCCUGAGUCUGCCGUCCACAACUCUCUGAAGGAUGAAGAGAAUGGCAGCCGUGGGAGACAGAGGAAUCGUCUGGAGCCAAUGGACACCAUAUUCGUCAAGCAAGUGAAGGAGGGAGGCCCCGCCCAUGGAGCUGGACUCUGUACAGGGGACCGGAUAGUGAAGGUGAAUGGAGAGAGCAUCAUCGGAAAGACCUACUCACAAGUCAUAGCCUUGAUCCAGAACAGCGAUGCCUCACUGGAACUCUGUGUGAUGCCAAAGGAUGAGGACAUUUUGCAGCUGUUUUCAAGAGAUAUCACUGCUCUGGCGUAUUCCCAGGAUGCAUACCUCAAAGGAAAUGAGGCAUACAGCGGAAAUGCCCAAAACAUCCCAGAGCCCCCUCCUAUAUGCUACCCACGGAUAGAAGUGAAGGCUGCGGGCAUGGCUCAAGCGUCAGAGCCUGCCACCGUAAGUGAGACCCCCAGAGAGCCGGCUCAGGGACCAGAAAGACGAGGAACGGCCACAGAAAAGAGCUACAGGGUGGAAAUCCCUGUUCCGCCAUCCCCUCCACCCCAACAGACGACAAAGUCUCAGACGGUGGUUUGUGUCUGCAAUGAGAAUGUCAGGACAGUUGCCAUGCCUCCUGAUCCAGUAGAUAGGGGGUCCCGGGUGGCUCGGAUUGGUCCCAGCCAUAGGACAGAAGAAAACCGGUACAGUCCAACAGCUGAUUCCGGCUCAGCUAGACCCAGGCCACUUAUUCCCUCAAUACCUGGGGGUGCACAGUUGCAGUACCCAUCUUCCCGUCAGACAGUAUCCCCAGUCUACUCGCCUUCCUCAAGUUCUCGACCUAGCCCAAUCUAUCCCGACACCUUUUCUCCAUCUGUACGAGCACCUCUUACCCUUGCCUCACCAGACACAUUCUCUGCUGCCAUUUCACAAAGCGCCAACGUCUACUCACCCUCUCCAACAGCACCAUCAACAUCUCCUCACCAGAACAUUGACUGGAAGAACUACACCACCUAUAAGGACUAUAUCGACUCAAAGAGGCUGCACACAUAUGGCUGCCGCACAAUCCAGGAGCGCUUGGACAGCUUGCGUGCAGCUGCCAAUUCCACAUCAGCUUAUGCCCAGCAACGUCAACCCCCUCCCCCAAGCACAAGUCAAAGAGGGGUGCCAGUCUUCCAGGGCAGACGAAGAAGCACCUCCAAUGACCGUGGGGUGGAUGCUAGUAUCCACGGUUCUGCAUUGACCCCAUUACGUAGUGCCUCCCAAGAGAGGCUUGGGGGUGGAACAGAGAGGACAAUACCAAUCAGGAAUUGGCCUCGAAGUGCGUCAGAAGAUGCUCUGCCUUUCUCGAGCCCCACAGCAGUCACCAAAGCUCGGGCCCGGUCUUGUGACUACCUGGGGCAUAGACCUGGAGAGCCAGGUGGGGCGUUCUUUGAAGAAAGAGCAAGGUUGGAGGACAUGCCGCUAACUUGCCAGAUUGAGGAAGCCAGUAGUAGCAGGCCAGGAGCAGGUCUGAGAGUUUUACCUCACCUGAACAGGAGUCUCAGUGGCCAGGAACCAGAGGUUCGAAGAAGUGGAUUAUCUAACUCUGCUUUAGCUGCUCCUGUGUUUACUAAAGGUACGGCAGAUUCUGUUCUACCAUCAAGGACAGACAGUGUAAUUUUGAGACCAUCACGUUUGCCUGUCAAGAACUCCAUCUCAGACCUCUCGUCUGCCUUAUCGUCCACCAAAACCAAGGACCCUCCUAAAGACCAAAGAGCUAACAUCAUGGGCAACCACCUGGGCUACUCAUCCCCUCUGCACCUUCAGUUCAGAAGCAGGGCUGACAGUCUGAAAAUGGAGAGCAGGUCUGAGGCUGGGUUGGCAGCCCGAUCUUCCUCUUGCUCUGGUCCUUCUUCUAAACUGCCCAUUCAGAGACAACUACAAGGUGUAGCUGUUGCCUCUUCUUCUGGUUCCACCACUACCAAUGGAGCUGUGACCCAAAAGCCAAAAGCAAAUGUACGGACUAACGGUGGUCUUUCAGAGGGUGUAGAAGGACUAGAUGCAACAGUUGUUGUCCUAAGAAGAGACAAAAACUCUGGAACUCCUCACAUCCGACCUCCGUCCUACGUGCUAGCUGUUAAUGACAACCAUAGAGCAGUGACGCAUAAGUCUCCACCAUUGGUGAAGGCAGGCUCUGCAGAUGCAGCGAUGUGCUGGAUGUCUAAUGACAUGCAUCAAAGAAGGCUUGGAGACACACGACAUAAGUCAGGCUCCAACAACCUUGAUGACUCCCUGGAUUCAAUACCCUUCAUAGAUGAACCAUCGAGUCCCAGUAUUGAACUGGACAGCUCCCUCAUACCUGCCUGUUCUGUGAUAUCUGGAGCACCCAUCAUCACAACCAUCCCACCCAGCCCCACCUCGCCGUCGCCUUUCAUUCGACGGCAGCUGUCGCACGACCAAGAUUCUCUCCGUCUCACAAUUAUCGAGUCAGACUCUGGUACGAAAUCUGAGCGGUCCAAGUCGUAUGAUGAAGGCCUGGAUAACUACCGGGAAGAAAGCAGAGGGAGGUCCUUAAUACCUGGUCUGAAAAGUCUCAGGAAGGUGAGUCUAUUCCACAAUAUUUUAUCAGACAGUUCUGUUUGUUCUGUGCCAGCUGUGCUCACAUGCCACGAAGAACAGCUGAAUACAGACAAGGGCAAGCGUGUCGGAGGGGGGAUGCGUCCGUGGAAACAGAUGUACGCCGUGUUGAGAGGCCACUACCUCUGCCUGUAUAAAGACAAAAAGGAGGGGCAGGCUCACGCCAACUGCCAAGCAGUAGACGAGCCCGUGUCGAUCAGCAUCAAGGCCUGUCUGAUCGACAUCUCGUACAGCGACACCAAGCGUAAGAACGUGCUGCGGCUGACGACGUCCGACUGUGAGUACCUGUUUCAAGCAGAGGACCGGGAGGACAUGCUGGCCUGGAUCAGAGUCAUACAGGAGAACAGCAACCUGGAUGAGGAGAACGCGGCCUUCACCAGCCAUGACCUCAUCAGCAGGAAGAUCAAGGAGUACAACACCUUGAUGAGCCCGACCGGCAGCAAGACGGAGCCGUCACCCCGAACCUCACGUCAGUCUCUGAGCAUCAGACAGACGCUGCUGGGAGGGAAAGGAGAGACCAAAGCGACAAGUCCACACUCACCCAAACAAGCCGAGCAGGAGAGAAAGAACAUGCACAAAGAUGACACCAGCCCUCCCAAGGAUAAAGGGACGUGGAGGAAGGGCAUCCCGGGGCUGAUGAGGAAGCCUUUUGAGAAGAAGCCGUCUCCUGGAGUCACGUUUGGAGUGAGGCUGGACGACUGUCCUCCUGCACAGUCAAACAAGUUUGUGCCUCUGAUCGUGGAGGUCUGCUGUAAUCUGGUGGAGGAGAGGGGGCUGGAGUACACGGGCAUCUACAGAGUCCCAGGAAACAAUGCUGCAAUCUCCAACAUGCAGGAGGAGCUCAAUAACAAGGGCAUGAACGAUAUCGAUGUCCAGGACGAUAAAUGGAGGGACCUCAAUGUGAUCAGCAGUUUACUCAAAUCCUUCUUCCGUAAACUUCCAGAGCCGUUAUUCACCAAUGAUAGGUACGCAGAUUUUAUCGAGGCCAACAGAACAGAGGACCCAGUGGAGAGACUCAAAGUGCUCAAGAGAAUGCUUCAUGAGUUGCCGGAUCAUCAUUAUGAGACUCUGAAGUUUCUCUCAUGCCAUUUGAAAACUGUGGCUGAUAACUCGGAGAAGAAUAAGAUGGAGCCGAGGAAUCUGGCCAUCGUGUUUGGUCCGACGCUGGUGCGAACCACAGAGGACAACAUGACCCACAUGGUGACACACAUGCCGGAUCAGUACAGGAUAGUUGAGGCCCUAAUCCAAAAUUACGACUGGUUCUUCACUGAAGAUGGAGACAGAGAUCCAGUGACUGCGUCGCAUGAUGAGAGCGCGGUGGAGUCGCAGCCCGUCCCCAACAUAGACCACCUGCUCACUAACAUCGGCCGUACGGGCACGUCGCAGGGUGAAGUAUCAGAUUCACCAACCAGUGACUCAGCUAAAUCAAAGGGUUCCUGGGGCUCAGGGAAGGACCAGUGCAGCCGCGAGCUCCUGGUCUCCUCCAUCUUUGCUGCAGCCAGCCGCAAAAGAAAGAAGUCAAAGGAGAAGCCGCUGCCUAGCAGCUCAGACGACGAUCUGGACGCCGUGUUCCCCAAGAAGGAAAUCCCCGUUCAGAAGCCGAACCACCACGGCCUCCAGACUGAGGCGCAGAGCGAGACUCGAUUGAGCCCCAACGCAAAACCCAACGCCAAGCAGCCGGCGCGAGCAGAGGAGAGGAAGGAGAAUGGGAGGACUGUGGAGCUCACACCUAAAGCCAAGAGAGAGCAUAGGAACUCUUUAUUCCUGAAGGAUAAAACUCCACCCAGGCACCCUUCACCCUCGCCCUCCCCGUCCCCGAUCAUCUCCAGCUACCAAGCAGCUCCUCAGGGGAAGUCCUCUCUGUCAGAUCCCCCCUCCCUGCUGGAUGAGAACACCUCAGACCUCGGCACCAUGAGCUCCGGAGCGUCCGUCCCGAGGUCGAGACCCAAAAAGUGGACAGCAGGAACGUCCCUCGAGCUUCCUGCAGGAGCGAUUGCCGCGAUCGGAUCUGCUGCAGGCCCAGGAGCGUCUGCAGGUGCAGAGGUGAGCUCCAUCACCUCAGACUACUCCACAACAUCCUCCAUCACUUUCCUCACCGGAGCGGAGUCCAGCGCUCUCAGCCCGGAGCUGCAAGGAGGGGAGGAGGCGGACGAUGAACGCAGUGAGCUGAUAAGCGAGGGACGACCCAUGGAGACAGACAGUGAGAGCGACUUCCCUGUUUUUGCGCCCGGUGGAGGCAGCAGUCAGUCUACGCCCUGCCCGGAUCAGAGUAUGGAGAAAACUGAACCAAGAGGAUCAGCUGAGGGGAGCGCCACACCAAAAAUGGAAGCACGGCGCCUCUUCCCGUCGCACAGAAUGAUCGAGUGUGACACCCUCUCCAGACGGUGGUCCCUGAGGCAGAAAACAGACAGUGAAUCAUCAGUAGAGGGCGUGUCUGGGAGUACAGAGCGCAGCGAGGGAAGAGCAGAGUCUUCCACGCGGCUCUCAAGAGUCCUGGAGGUGAUGAAAAAAGGGCGGUCCACAAGCAGCCUUAGCUCGUCCUCACGCAGCGAAUCAGAGCGUCCCGAACCGGCCUGGCACCUUAAGAUCACCGAGCGACUAAAGUUCAGGAUCCGGACAUCAGCCGACGACAUGUUCGCGCAGAAGACCCGGACUCAAGAAGCCCGAGCGAAGAAGAAGAACAUCCGACGGCGGCACACCAUGGGAGGGCAGAGGGACUUCGCAGAGCUGGCGGUCAUCAACGACUGGAGAGAGCAAGGCGGCGUGGACCAGGCGGCCGAGCUGUCGCCUCAGGAUCGCCUCAAGCCCAGAUGUUCCUCUCAGGACUUCUCCAUCAGAGGCUGGAUCUCCAGGGAUCGCCACAGAGGCUCGGAUUCAAGCGGCGAGGUCGCACCGAGAGCCGUCCCCGAGGACGACCAUCCGGACGCACGCGACAGAGCGGAAGAAAGACCGCCCCCCUCUGCGUCUCCGGGCGCUCAGCCGCUCACAGGGGAGCAGGUCAACGGCGGCGGGCUGCAAGGCAAAAACAAAACCAACCUGACGCCGGACGCUCACCCACACAAACUGUCUGGAGCUCAAGUGGUCCGCUCGCGGUUCUACCAGUAUCUGUGAAAGUGAAACAGUGGUUUUAUCUGGAGGAUGAAUGCGUUAAAUGUACGAAUGUGUGUAUUUUAGCCGAGGUUACUGCACAAUAUUUUUUCUACAAAGUAUACUUUAUGUAUCUACUGUACAUACUGUGUAUAGGCUUCUUUGAUUGUUACUGGAAUAAUUCUACAGAGAUGUUUUAUGUGUGUGAUUCCUCUGAAUUGUCGGCCAUACUGGAACAGACGAUGGAAAAAAAACAAAAAACUCAAGACUUCCUCCUGCAAAAAUGCAAAAAGACAUUUCAUGUGGACUCUUGUUACUCAGCACUAAUGAAAAAGAUUCAACUCGACUAUUACUGAAGAAAGCAUAGGGAAGCCUAUUUUUUAAGGAAUGAUGCUUCAGUUCUUCCUCUUAUAAGCAUUAUGAAGAAUGUAAUCUCUCUUUGGACUAACACUAGUUGCUCAUGACAAUAUUUUUUUGUCAUUUUCAAGACGACAUGUAUGUUUUUGAUUUGCCUGUACUUGAAGCGUGUGGAUGUAACUGAGGGCUGCUUUCUGAGCUGCGUGCUGUGGGAAGGUUUUUUUUUUUGGUUUUUUUUCACAGCACACUCAAAUCAGCCAGAUAUUAGCUGGAAGGACCGGAGGAUUAUGAUAGUUUUAUCAAAUAAAGACUGAAAAAAAAACAGUCAUGAAAUGCUGAUACUAGAGUAUGUAAUGCUUGGUACAGUGCUUUUAAUUUCUGAACUUUGUCCAGUUAUACUUCAAAAAUAAGUUUUACAUGUGUGUGAAUUGUUUUUAUCUCAAAAAGUGCCUCUUUUUUUCUUUUUUAAACUGUUUUUACCAACAGUUGUGAAGACAAGAAGAAUUUUUAAAACAUUUACGGUGGUCUAAAAAAAAAAAAAAAAAACUCACAGGCAUUCCAGAGAUUUUCCUUUUUUUUCUGUUUUUUUUCUGUUUUUAGUCAAACUCACAGCAACAUCAAAGUGUUCAAAUGUACGUCCAUGUUUUUUUUUUUCGUAGUUUUACUUUCUCCUCUCUGUAUGUUUCCAAGUGCAGUCAAAUGCAUGGGCGCUAAAACAAAACCUGGGAGAAAGCGACGACAGACUUUGAAAUCUUUGAAACUGCAUGAGAUGACGUUUUUCUGAACAGUGAACAUCUCGCCCUCCCUCAACAAACACUGGAAAUAAAUCAUCUUUAUUAGA